GGUCAGCGUGACGUCACCGGUCUCUGGAGAGGGGGGGGCGGGGCAGCAGGUGAGAGCAUCGCUUCCUCUCUGCUCUCAGAGACGCGGCGCGCGCGGUGGAGUAGCGGAGCGCAGCUAUGGGAAAGCUUCAAGAAUUUGAUAUCACUUUUGCCAAUAACAAGGUGGUUUACAGCCCCGGAGAGACCGUCAGCGGGACCGUGAAGAUACGAACCGGCCACUCGCUGCACUACAAAGCCAUCAAGGUGAACUGUCACGGCUCAUGUGGGAUCUCCAAUAAACUGAACGACGCCUCGUGGGUCCUGGAGGAGCAGUACUUCAACCGCACGGUCUCUGUUGCCGACAGAGGAACCCUGGCGCCCGGCGAGUACACGUUCCCCUUCCAGUUUCUCAUUCCAGUCGCUGCUCCGACUUCCUUUGAGGGACCCUUUGGGAAGAUCAUUUACCGUGUGAGGGUGAAUAUUGACACGCCCCGCUUCUCUAAGGACUACAAAGCCCAGAAACCUUUCUACCUGCUCAACAUGCUGAACCUAAAUGAGGUGACAGACAUUGAACAUCCCAAUGACACUGCAACCACAAAGAAGUUCAGCUACCUCCUGGUGAAGACGGGGACCCUGAUGCUGAAAGCUGGCAGUGACCUGAGAGGUUACAUCCCCGGCCAGGUCAUCAAGUUAUCCACCGAGAUCCACAACAAGUCCGGGAAGGACACUGGAUGUGUGCUGGCCAGUCUCAUACAGAAAGUGACCUACAAGACCAAGCGGCCUGUGUUCGACCUGCGGACCAUCGCCGAGGUGGAGGGAGCCGGAGUGAAAGCAGGAAAACAUGCGGAGUGGAGAGAGCAGAUCAUCGUCCCUCCUCUGCCGCAGUCAGCACUGGACGGCUGCAGCCUCAUAGACAUCGACUAUUUCAUUCAGGUGUCCCUAAAGUCUCCGGACGCGGUCGUCACUCUGCCCAUCUUCAUCGGGAACAUCGCCGUCAACUUGUCUCCGGCGAGGCCCGCGCUGGCCCCUCCACACCUCCGCGGCGCUACAGGUGCGGCGGGCGUGACACCGAGUGCUCCGCCCGCGGAGGAGGAGCCGGAGGAGGGGCUGUGUGCAGGCGUCGUGCAGGCCAGUGAGGAGAUUCCCACCAAGAGUCACUCCCAGCAGGAUCCAUCAGGUCAACCGGUCAACAUGUCCCCCAGCGCCUUCAGCCACGCACCGUUUGGGGCCCCGCCUCCCGGACACACACGGCCCGACGCAUCCGCCCUGUUCUGUGUGUCCACCGGGUCCACCAUACCCUUCUUCACCGAGGGAAACGUGAAUCCUGUCCCCACUUCCUGCUCUCUCAUCCUGCCUCCAGAGUACAGCAGCUGCGACUACCCUCAUGAGCCCCCGCCCAGUUACGAGGAAAGCUGCAGUAGCGCCACCUCCAGUUUCAAUGGUAGACAGUAGAGAGGAAGCAGCUGACGAAGCAUCAUGGCCCCCGACCACCCCCACCUUUCUGCUUUCGUCAUUCUCGACAAAUCAAUACAGAGACAUGGCGGGUUACAGAGGAUGGACCAUAACUCCACCCCCACAACACCCCAAAGAUUGUGUCUUGGUUCUUCAAUAAGUAAAACGAGGAAAGAAAAAGCGAUCUUAACUUAUAUGGAAUAUAAGUUUACUUUGUUGAGUCCCAUCAGGUAGGGUCAGACAGACACAACGGGUGAACAUCACUGUGCCUAAAAGAAGUGUUUUGGAUCAUCACUUAGCAUUUUUUUAAUAUUCACUCAUUUGUUUUGUUCCUUUCAAGGGGCUCAAUUCAGCGCUUUCUGUCUGUGUCUCAGUUGUCCUCAACUAUGUACAUAUAUAUAUAUAUAUAUAUACAUAUAUACAGUAAAAACAACUCACAUUAAAAAUAAAUUUACAUAUGUAUAUAUAUAUAUUUUUAAUGUGAGUUGUUUUUACUGCUACAUAUAUAUAUAUAGUAUUAUUAUUAUUAUUGCAUGAACUAGAAGGAAGCAGGUGCAAAAGAGAAGCAGGGUGGAGAAAACAGAUGUUUUGCCCGCAGAUGAGGCUCCUUUCUCCUGCAGCUGGAUGUGGGGACUGCAGUGAUGACUCAGUCCAUGUCCGUCCUCUUGUGGCCGCCACUGGUAUGAACUCAUGUCCACCUCCCUGCAAAGUGAAAGGCUUCAGCAGUCUUUGCUUCCGCGGUGCACCGGGUGAGGUGAGAUGUUUCAAUUGUUGAUUGAGCCGAAGGGACAAAAUGCGGGCUUGAGAUGUGAUGCAGCGGUUUCAGUAUGAAUGUUAAUUCCUGUCUGUUGCCUUAACGUUCUUUUAGUUUUUCAUCUGUGAGACGUACUUGUGCACAACACAGCACCUUUUAGUAUUUGUGUGAAUCGGACCCAUUGGGACGAGUUCACCUACGGCGUGUUUUCCCUCAGACUGAACUACUUCCAAUAGAUUCUUGAUUUAGCGUCUUUGUUUUUGUGAGAGACAUUUUCUUUACCCGUGUUUGAGGGCUGGAGGAUAUUUCCACACGUUCAGGCUUUCAUUUUCAGUCUGAUCUUGUGAUGUUAUUUUCAUGCUAUAACUCGAUAAAUAUCUCAUGUCGAAAUGAGCUCAUCUUACCUCUUCAGACUUUAUUUAAAAGUAACCAAGAAUUGGAUGUCAUAACAGUUUGAGAGAAAUCUGUUAUUUUCUGAAUGUUUUUGAGGUCCUUCCUAUAUGAUCAGAACAGAAAAGCAUCAGAGCGAUGAUGUUUGAUCUCCUGACCGCAGAUCACGAUGCCAAGUGUUUUCCAGAUUUUAUUUGACCUUGGGGAAGACAUCAGCUCCGAGCACAGACAAACCGCUGUAACUGUCAGCCAGACGUCGGUGUCUUGGCUGUACAUUUUUGUGAAUGCACGCCUUAAACUAUCCUUAAAUUCUCACCACCUCUUACGAGAGCUUGUGAUGGACUUCUCCUCUGCUCUGUCGGGGCAUUGGGGUGUGCAGCUGUUUCUGGUUUUAUAUCCUGUGAACUGUGCUUAAUCCACCUGAUGUAUAUGUAGCUUUUAAAAACAGCGAGGACACUGGAUCUCAGGCCUGUUUUUAUUCAUUUUAUAGAAAAUAUGUGCAAUUCCUUUCAUCUCCAAGAAUGCUGCAGCACUAACUCCCUGAAGGCACGACACGCUGCUUUUAUCAAUCCUGAUUCUGUUUAAUUAUUCUCCAUCAAAUGGUACUAUAGCUUUAUGAAGCCCCAAUUAUUCUGUGUCUUUUGUUUUUUCAUCCUUCCCCCCACUCACAUAUUGAUGAGUGGUGUCUGGUUUUGUAAUUUUUCUACUUGUUAAACUGUUUACAGGUGCGUAUGCAGAUAACUAUCGUCGCACCUCAAUCAGGAAAUGUAAUAUUUUAGCAUUCAGUGAAGAAUCAGUUGUACUGUACAGUAUAACAAUAAAGACAUAAGACGUG
Pungitius pungitius (ninespine stickleback) is the source of this 3409-nucleotide messenger RNA. RefSeq names its product arrestin domain containing 1b (gene arrdc1b). Gene Ontology annotation, cellular component: cytoplasm. The coding region runs from base 117 to 1430 and encodes 437 amino acids. The transcript has 8 exons. Gene Ontology annotation, molecular function: ubiquitin protein ligase binding; ubiquitin-like ligase-substrate adaptor activity. Gene Ontology annotation, biological process: protein transport. Lineage: Eukaryota; Metazoa; Chordata; Actinopteri; Perciformes; Gasterosteidae. The record is from RefSeq and is a predicted model, not a curated record.